UACAGUAGUAGUGCCAUAAUAAAAGGAAUAUUUUUCUUUAGGAAAUUAAAAGAAAAACAAGAUGCAGGCAGGCAGGCUCCUUGAUUUCAUCACCCGGCUCUCACAAACUCCAAGGGGAAUCAACCAAGAAACGCUCACCUUUUAAACACCCCAACCGAAACCUCCAAAGGCCAUCGCCAUUUCCUUCCUUUCCUCCCUCCCAAUCCCAACGCCGCUUCCUUGUCUCCCUUGCACGCUCACCAAACGCGCGCGCGCGCGUCGCCUCCUAUGCUCGCCGGCGUCGGCCGGCGAUGCCAACCACCACCCCGCCGAAGCGCCCCUCCGCCGGCGGCCGCCUGCGCCGCCUCCUCGCCUCCCUCCGCCCGCCGGCCCGCGCGGGGCCGCUCCCCGUCCAGACCGGCUUCCCGACCUCCCUCGCCGACCUCGUCGUCAAGAACCAUGGCCGCCUCAACUCCUCCCUCAAGAAGCCCAGGAGGCGGCACCGCGCAGCUGCCGCCCCCGCGCCACCGGUGGUCGCCUCCGCGGAGCCGGCGUCACAGCGAAGUCGGCAGCUUGCGCUGCCUCAGGCCGCGGCGGUGCCGGCGCCGGCACGCCCCAAAGGCGCGGGCUUUAGCAUCCGGCCGGAGCUCCUGGCGGUGGCGCUCGCGCUGGUGGUGAUCUGGAGCAAGCAGCUGGUGGCCGCGGCCACGCUCGCGUCGGUGGCGCUGUUCUGGAUCGAGUCCGUCAGUUCCCCCGCCUCCCGCCGGCGGCCGCCGCUGGAGAAGAAUUCGCGCGGCCGCGGCCUCGUCUCGCCGAUUCGGGAGGCGGAGUCGCCGGUCGAGACGCCGAGGCGGAGCUACUCCGCGUCCGACACGGGGAGCGAGGUCUCCUCCCGCUGGACCGCCGACACGACCGACCUCGCCGGCAACGAAUCGGGCUCCACCAGCCCGAGCAAGAGGAAGGAGAAGAGGAGUUCGCUUCGGAAGCUGCUCGCCAAGAAGCUGCAGAACGGCAAGAGACCCAAGGAGGGCAGCAAGGACUCCCGCACGGGCGCCGCCGGCGAGGUCAGCGCCCCCGAGCCUGCUGCCCCCGCCGAGGGGACGGCGCCACUGCGGGAAGCGGUCACCGGCGAGGGGUGCCACCGUCGACGACGAGCGGCCGCAUUGCCGAUGGCGGCGUUCGUGCCGGUCAUCCUCGCCGGCCUCGGGGCCGGGAAGCUCCCCGCGGUGGCGCUCACCGUGCUCUGCGCCGUGUUCUUCACCUCAGUGGAGAGAGCACCGGACGCCGCAGCUCCGGCAAGUGGCCAUGGGAGUGAUCCGAGGUAGCAGCAGCGGCCUCCGGUCCGGAGCUCAGUCAGAUUCCCACAAAACCGAGGGAACCUUGCAGAUUUUUUUUUUCAUUUUAGUUUGUUGCAUUGUUGGUUGUAAAUUAGCGCCACGAGAAGAUUGGACACAAACAAGCGAGUGUACACAGAUUCUUGGUUUCUUUUUGCCGGAACAUUUGUAAUUGCAUUCCUUCUUGAAUCCGAAUAAGAAGUGAAAUGACAAGAGAAAAGCUGUUUGCCCUGUU
This is a messenger RNA of Panicum virgatum (switchgrass), 1548 nucleotides long. RefSeq lists its product as uncharacterized. The transcript has a single exon. Bases 291 to 1304 code for a protein of 337 amino acids. Lineage: Eukaryota; Viridiplantae; Streptophyta; Magnoliopsida; Poales; Poaceae. The record is from RefSeq and is a predicted model, not a curated record.